Messenger RNA from Brassicogethes aeneus, 3168 nucleotides. NCBI's taxonomy places the organism in Eukaryota, Metazoa, Arthropoda, Insecta, Coleoptera, Nitidulidae. The record is from the annotation of a GenBank genome assembly.
GUUGUAGUGAUGGCCUAGCCGUGCUGGGCGCGGGUCGCAAAGAGCAUGGCCAGGGUGCGGAUGGUCAGAUGGGCUUGCUGGGCUGUGAUGCUAGGACUGUGCGCUCUGGCCACACAUGGCGAGAUGCAGCAGCAAUGCCCACCGAGAAGCGAUAUUUCGCCAUGCUCGUGUCAAGUGAAGAAGAACGGUCUGGACAUCUUGUGCGAGUUUACGGACCAGCAGCACAUCAACAACGCGAUGGCCAUACUAAAAGGAAAGUCGCUGGUCAUAUUCUACCUGAAGCUGAGGCACAACAACCUGCGCAAGCUGCCUGGUUUCGUCUUCUUAGGUCUGGAUAUCAGACACCUCACCAUCCACAACAGCAGUCUGUCCGUUGUCGAAGAGGCUUCACUAAGUAGUAUAGGUAAAAUGCUGACCCAAUUGGAUGUAUCUCAGAAUGGAUUGACGCAAGUUCCAUCUGCAGCCUACAAAAACCUCCAUCAUUUGCUAAUACUGAACAUGAACCACAACAAGAUCAACAGCUUGCACGCUAGAGCUUUCCAAGGUCUAGAUACUCUGGAAAUACUCACUUUGUACGAAAACAAGAUCAACAACAUCGAUCCGGAGGCUUUUGUUGGACUCGAAAAGAAACUGAAAAGACUAAAUUUAGGCGGAAACGGUCUUACUUCAGUGCCACAAAAAGCUUUGGUUAUAUUGGAUAUGCUGAAGAAGCUGGAGAUGCAGGAAAAUAGAAUUUCGGAUAUAAGAGAGGGCGAUUUUGAAGGUCUUAAAAACUUGGAUUCUUUGGGAUUGGCGCACAACAAGUUGCGCAUUGUCCCGUCGCGAGUUUUUUCGCACUUAACAGUGUUAAAUUCGUUGGAACUGGACGGUAACAACAUCGACACAGUGGAUCCGGAAGCCUUUGCAGGACUUGAAGAAAAUUUGCAAUAUUUGCGCAUGGGGGACAACAAUAUCCACACUAUACCCACUGAAGCCCUAAAAAGACUGCACAGACUGCGCCAUCUGGAUUUAAGGGCCAACAACAUCACCUACAUAUCAGAGGAUGCAUUCGCUGGAUUCGGAGACUCAAUCACGUUCCUUAAUUUGCAGAAAAAUGACAUUCGCACGUUGUCAGGCAUGAUAUUCGAGAAUUUGAACUCCCUGGAAACGUUAAACUUGCAGAAUAACAAAUUAAUGCACAUCACUGAGGACGUAAUGGAACCAAUACUGGAUACGCUACGCGUCGUUGAUAUAAUGGAUAACCCCCUACUGUGCGACUGCGAUCUGCAAUGGUACAAGAACUGGUUGUCGGGUUUGAAGGACAAGGAUGACGAGAUGAUGCAAAAGAAGCGCACGGUGUGCAUGAUGCAGCAGGAGCACAGAGAGUACAACUUGCAGAGCUUGCCGUUGGAGAAGAUGAGCUGCGUGAUCAAGUCGCCGAAUUUGAUUCCGAACGCCGCGACGGCCUUGACGGCCAGGUUCAUGGCCGCCUUUUCCGUGUGCUUUUGGGCAGUGAUAUACAUUUAACACUAGAUAAAUUUAGUUGUUUGUAAUUAUUGCAGUAUAACACUUUAGAGGAAGUUCGUAGGAUUAGUUUUAAUGGAUAUUUUAUAUUUAAAACGAGUUCUAGAGUUCUAGUGUAGUUGGUUCUAUUAAGUUUUCGCGUCUUAGGCAUGUAACUUGCUGGUAGUUCUAGUUACGGUUCGAAAUAGCUUCUUUGCUUCGUAAUUAUAUUGUCAUUGAAACAUUCCAGUUUUAGAUGCGGUUGAAGUGGGCGCGGUGGCGGGUUUUUAAUGGAUUUUUUCGCGUUACCAUCAGCGAAUAAUUGUGUCUCUUUCCCAAUAAAAACCAACAUCGCGUUUAUCUAAGCCCUUCUAUGCAUAUCAAUUUUAGUGAGAAAUAAUAUGGUCAGAUCCACCAACAAUGGUUUCUUAAUGUGUCCCUUAUAUUUCUAAAUGUCUUUCUCUAUCUAUCUCUUGAUGUUAUUCAAACAUAUAACCGUAGAUGUAAUUUUGUAGGUGUUUAAGAGUUUCGAAAAUUUAAUGAUGAAUCUUUAAUUUUAUUGUUGAGAAUCGCACACCAAAUUAAGACAUUUAAGUAAGAGUUAUAUAGGGACGAAGGCCUAUACAUAUCAAGGUGGAUUUAUAAAAAUAUCACAUAUCAAAUGUGCCGCAUUAAGCCUUGCUGGGCAAACGGCUUGCUCCAGGGAUUUACGAUUUUGUGAGACAGGGGGACAAUCGCAUUGUUCUCUUCAAAAUACCAAAACCCUCAGACGAAAACCCGUUUCUCACCAAGGAGUUGCAUGCUAAUUGUAAAGUAAAAUAUAAUUAACAUAUUAAUCCCUAUCUUGUGAGCUUUCACCACAUAUCAUUAACUAUUAAUGUAUUAUCGUAAGAAUUAAAUAUUAUUAUACUUAUUUAUAGGGAAAUUUUGUCAAUGAAGCACUAUUGAGUGUUCAGCUAAAUAUUGAACAGAUUGAUCUAUCUUCAUGCAAUUCUUUAUCGUGGAAAAUUGCUAUACACGUACCUAAAUAUAAUUAGAGAGAAUUUAGUUUAGUCAAUUUGGUAAAAAUCAUCCCAAAUGAAAACCUGAAUGCAUGAAGAGUUGAAUUAAAUUUUAAAAAUCUAAAUUUUGUGAUAAGCUGUAACAUUGAAAAUUGAAUAUAGAAUAUUGGUUAUAUUGGUUAUAUAAGCAAUAUUGUUCACAAGGGCUGUACAGUCUAGUAACAUAAACAUAUCAGCAUUCUUGAUGCGUAGAAUUUGUAUAAAGGAAGCCACGUUUGGGGCGCACGUUUGACAAAAAAACUGCGCCAGACCAUUUCAAGACAUAUCCGGUUCGGGUCGAACGUAGCUUCGCGUUUCUAUGCAAAAAUAAAUAAAAAAGCAAGAAAAAAAUCAUGCAAUAUUUUUCUAAGAUUAUAGUGUCAGGUCGUUGUCGCAUAGAAACGCGAAGGAUCGGCCUAACCCUCCCAUUUUUUACGAUUUACCAAAUAUAUAUGUAUAUGUAUUACCUACUCUUAUAUGCACCAUACUCAUUAAUAUGAUGAUACUCUCUGUAUUCAUUAUUAUUAAUUAAAACAAAAUGGUUGUUGUGUAAUGUGUCAUAAUAUAUUCAAGUUAUUAUAUUUAAUGUUUCCAGAAAUGUCAUAUUCUAUAUAUAUGUGAAAUAAAAAAAGUACGCUGACACCAA